Messenger RNA from Striga hermonthica, 1356 nucleotides. The record is from the annotation of a GenBank genome assembly. Lineage: Eukaryota; Viridiplantae; Streptophyta; Magnoliopsida; Lamiales; Orobanchaceae.
AUGAUGACCAAGAAGGAAAACAAGCCACACGUGAUCGUUUUUGCCUUCCCUUUCGGCUCGCACCCGUCGCCGAUGCUCCACCUCAUGCAGCGCCUGGCCGCCUCCGCCCCCGCCGUCGAUUUCUCCUUCUUCAACACGGCGGAGUCUAAUCGUAGGUUUCUUGCAGGCGCAGAUCUCGACAAGUACGGCAACGUGAAGACAUACGACAUCGCCGACGGAGCGCCGGAGGGCCACGUGUUCUCCGGAAACCCCUUAGAGAGGGUCGAGCUUUUCCUCCGGGUGACUCCGGGGAAUUUCAGGGGGCGGUUGGAGGAGGCCGUGGCCGAGAGGGGGUCGAGUGCCACCUGCCUCCUCACGGACGCCUUCUUGUCUUUCUCAGCCGAUGUAGCCAAGGAUUUGGGGAUUCCUUGGGUGGCCUUCUGGACGGCAGGGACGGCUGCACUCUCCAUGCAUUUGCACACCGAUUUGAUUCGCCACAAAUUUGGAGGAAAUGUUGAGGAGCGGACGCUGGAUUUCAUCCCGGGCCUAUCCACAAUACAUGCAUCGGAUCUACCCCCAGAGGUCCUGAACCCGGAGACAGCCUUCUCGCGCCUCCUCCACGCCAUGUCCCUUGUCCUCCCCCGCUCGGCCACAGCUGUCGUCCUCAACUCCUUCGAUGGUGUCGACCCUGAAGUCGAGCGCCACCUCAUCCCCAACCUCUGUAGACUCCUUCACAUAGGCCCCUUUCCUCUCCUUCUACCAACCCCACCUCCCAAUGCUGCUGACAACGACUGCCUGGCGUGGCUGGCACGCCAAGCGCCCGCCUCGGUUGCCUACAUCAGCUUCGGCACCAUGCUGACCCCUCCCCCGCCGGAGCUCCUCGCCCUGGCGGAGGCCCUGGAGGAGAGGCGCUUCCCCUACCUCUGGUCCUUCCGGGACGACUCCAAGAGGGAGGUGGUCAGGCCGUUCUUCGAGCGCAUGGGCUCCCUGGGGAAGGUCGUGCGGUGGGCCCCACAGCGGGAGGUGCUGGGGCACCCGUCGGUCGGGGCGUUUGUGACGCACUGCGGGUGGAACUCGGUGGUGGAGGCGGUGUCGGGCGGGGUGCCCAUGGUGUGCCGCCCCUUCUUCGGAGACCAGAUGAUAAACCGGCGGCGGGUGGAGGAAGUGUGGCGGAUUGGGGUGGGAGUGGAGGGGGGAGUGUUCACGAGGGCGGGCACGUUGAGAGCCCUGGAGGCCGUGCUGUCGGGGGAGAUGAGGGAUAACAUAGGGAGGCUCAAGGAGAAAGGUAUGCGUGCCGUGGCUGAGGGAGGAACUUCAUCGGAGGAUUUCAAGUCCUUGCUGGAGAUUAUCACUGCCUCUUCUCCUCUUCAAGAGUAG